CCGCGUCUCUGCGCUCGCCGCCAACGCCAACGCCAUGCUGGCGCUCCGCUCGGCCGGCCGCCUGCCGCUGCUCCUCGGGGCGCCUUCGCCGCAGGGCCGGCUGGGCGCCGUGGCCGGGCGGGAGCUGCUGCGCGGGCUCCCGGCUGCCUCCGAGCGCGCCCCCGGGCCCGGCGCCAGCUCCCGCGCUUGCAGCGGCGGCCGGAGCGUCGCGGGGAACCCGCUGGUCUUCCUGGAGGUGGGCGCGGACAACCAGCCGCUCGGGCGCGUCGUGCUGGAGCUAAAAGCUGAUGUGGUGCCAAAGACAGCAGAAAAUUUCAGAGCCUUAUGCACUGGAGAAAAGGGUUUUGGUUACAAAGGGUCCACCUUCCAUCGAGUGAUACCUUCUUUCAUGUGCCAGGCUGGUGACUUUACAAAUCACAAUGGUACGGGAGGGAAAUCUAUAUAUGGCAGUCGAUUCCCUGAUGAAAAUUUCAUCCUUAAACAUGUUGGACCUGGUGUCCUCUCAAUGGCCAAUGCUGGUCCCAACACAAACGGAUCUCAGUUCUUCAUUUGCACAGCCAAAACAGAUUGGCUGGAUGGAAAACAUGUUGUGUUUGGCCAUGUCAAAGAAGGAAUGGACAUUGUGAAAAAAAUUGAAAGCUUUGGCUCCAAGAGUGGAAAGACUUCAAAGAAGAUAGUCAUUACUGACUGUGGUCAGCUGUGAUCAUUCAAGCUGUGACCUCAAGAUGUGUUCUCUGAAGAAUCAGAGAUGCAAAAAAGAAUCCCUGCAAACUAUUUACUUACACAUUUCUCAACUAAACCUCACUGAGCCCUAAUCAGAGACAACAGAAGUACAUGAAGAAGUCCAGUUUUCACUUUCACUUGAACCACCUUGAACCCUUUCAAUCGCUUUUUUUAAUAUGCACGUUAAAUUUUCUGUGCAAUACUUGAUAACAGAAAAUGUGAGAACAAUAGCAAGUAUCGCUGUAUUAAAGGUUAUCCUACCGUUUGUUGAAUUGGUACUUGAAUUUUCCCAUUUCAAAGAAUGAAUGAUCAUUUGACUGACUGGGCAGUUAAGUCAACAUGGCUUCAUAGUAGCCUUUCCCCCUUGAAAUUCCAAACUCAAACUCUUAAAGAGCAGAUUGCCUUUCAGUUAAAGCUCUUCUGAAGCUGAAGAACCCUCCAAGCUGCAGACAUGGAAUUAAUGAAUUUCCUACAGCUUUUCUGAAUUACUCCUGCGUCUGGAUCCUAACAAGAAUAAAAUAACGUGUGUUUGGGCUGCUUAGAAUUGGCACUUGUGAUGUGCUGCUGUCACAAUCUGAAUCUAGGAGUAUGGUACCAGAACAACCAGAAUGUUUUUAUUAAGUUGCCAAAAAAAAGAGCUCAAGUUUGCUUGUUUGAGAUGCAACUAUAAACUUCUGAAAUUAAACAUGAAGGAAAGCUGUACCCGCUGAUAUAUCCACUGUUGUAAAUGUAGCAUGACCUAUAGCAUGACCUAUAGUCUCAUGGUAUAUUUCCCAUAUUAAAAUUCUAUAUCAGGACCAAUGUUAGAUUGCCUUUUGCUUUAUUUAAAAGUAGAUUAAAUAGCUGGCAGGCUAUUAGGCACAGAUUUAAGAUUAUAAAGGAGGUGAAUUGGAUUACUAAUUUGAUUAUUUGUGCUCUUUAACUUGCUGUACAAAAUUAAAAUAGAAACACUGAACCCGGAGGGUUCUUUGCUUCGUAUGGUGGGCUGUGAAUUUAAUAACAGAUUUACUGUCUCCCCCUUUUUGAUUAAUUUAGGAUACUAUCUUAGAUCUCCUUGUGUCAGUUUUAUAGCAUAGAUGUAGCUUGUAUUUAGGGCUGGUGACCCACAUAACUGGUACCAUUGUCUUUAUCUCAGGAAUAUAACAUUAGGUUCUGAAUUCAGUAUCCUACAAUAAUGGAAUUGAAGUCAGUGAUGCAAAAUAGGAAAGGAUGGAUGAAACUACCUACUCUUAAUCUGUCCUUGCAUAUUGGGGUUUAUGAUAAUUUGUUGGCAUAAGAAUCUUGAAUUGUGCUAAAGGCAAACUGAAAAUGUCCAUUUUGUAGAUGUUAGUAGCCAAUUGCACAUGCCUCUGCUAAGAGGGCAAUUAAACUGGAAGCCAUGUAUAUUUGUCAUUUAUCAGCUCCUGAAAUAUGAUGACCCUUUGUUAUGUGAAUUUACAAGUCUCUAAUGGUCAUUGCACUGAAGGUUGAAAAUGCUACGGUGUAUAGAAAAGAGGCAGCAUAGUUUAAACAACAAAUAUGAUAUUUUGAUCAAUUGUUCUUGCAUUCUUUGAAGUAUUUUUUAAUAGUCUAAUUGUUUGGCUCAUGUUCCUUAUCAAUAAUAAAUGGUAUUUUUAUAACAUG
This is a messenger RNA of Candoia aspera, 2346 nucleotides long. RefSeq names its product peptidylprolyl isomerase F (gene PPIF). Gene Ontology annotation, cellular component: mitochondrion. The coding region runs from base 35 to 703 and encodes 222 amino acids. The record is from RefSeq and is a predicted model, not a curated record. Gene Ontology annotation, molecular function: peptidyl-prolyl cis-trans isomerase activity. The transcript has 6 exons. NCBI's taxonomy places the organism in Eukaryota, Metazoa, Chordata, Lepidosauria, Squamata, Candoiidae. Gene Ontology annotation, biological process: protein peptidyl-prolyl isomerization; protein folding; regulation of mitochondrial membrane permeability involved in programmed necrotic cell death.